Messenger RNA from Solea senegalensis (Senegalese sole), 3615 nucleotides. RefSeq names its product ArfGAP with FG repeats 1b (gene agfg1b). The record is from RefSeq and is a predicted model, not a curated record. The transcript is spliced from 12 exons. NCBI's taxonomy places the organism in Eukaryota, Metazoa, Chordata, Actinopteri, Pleuronectiformes, Soleidae. Gene Ontology annotation, molecular function: GTPase activator activity. The coding region runs from base 167 to 1570 and encodes 467 amino acids.
AGAAGUUAGUCAGCCACUCGCUCAGUCUCGCUGAUAGAUAUCUCGGCAAGGUGUCUUCCUGGCCACCGCCGUAGUACGCGGCAAGUUUGCCCCGAAGACACCCGCCCUGCCCAGGGUCUCCUGUCCACACUUACUCCCAGCGAUACCAGCCUUCUUUUUUUCUGCCAUGGCGACGAGUGCAAAGCGAAAGCAGGAGGAGACUCAUCUGAAGAUGCUCCGGGAAAUGACUAGCCUUCCCGCGAAUAGGAAAUGCUUCGACUGCGACCAACGCGGCCCGACCUAUGUCAACAUGACAGUGGGUUCCUUCGUCUGCACCACCUGCUCUGGCAUCCUGCGAGGACUGAAUCCCCCGCACAGAGUGAAGUCCAUCUCAAUGACCACAUUUACACAGCAGGAAAUUGAGUUCUUACAGAAACAUAGCAAUGAGGUCUGUAAACACAUCUGGUUAGGCCUCUAUGACGACAGGACAUCAGUUGUUCCAGAUUUCCGAGAACCCCAAAAAGUAAAAGAGUUCCUACAGGAAAAAUACGAAAAGAAAAGAUGGUAUGUUCCUCCAGACCAAGCAAGAGCAGUAGCAACUGUCCAGGCUUCUGUGUCGGGCUCAUCAGCCAGCAGCACUGGCAGUACCCCAGAAGUGCAACCCCUCAAAACCCUGCAGCUCAGCAAGACCCCACUGCGCCAGUCUCCAGGGCUAGGUCGUUCACAAGCACACAGCGCUGCUCAGGAGAAGAAGUUUGACUUGCUCUCAGACCUGGGAGGAGACAUCUUUGCUGCUCCAUCCACUCAAACUGCCAGCUCUUCCAACUUUGCCAAUUUUGCACAUUUUCCAAGCCAAACUGCACCUCAUGGUAACUCAAACAGCAACUUUGCCAACUUUGAGGCUUUUGGAAACACUGCAAUUCCAUCCCAUCUGAGCACGUCACCCCCCUCAAAGUCCUUUUCAUCAGGUGGAGGUGUGCCAAUCCCAUCUAUGUCAAGUGCCGUCCCUGCCCAGUCCCUGGCAGGGUGUAGCAAAGAAGAUCGCUAUGCUGCUUUGGCUGAGUUAGACAAUGAGCUCAGCACUUCUGCCUCCACAGCCAGCAACGUGCAAGGGAACUUAUUUGGACCAGUGCUUGGUUCAUCGCCAGCCCAGAAUACGCCUGUGUUACCCAGCAUGCAGCCAGUCUUUGGAGCUGGCCCGUCCACAAAUCCUUUCGUUGCUGCAGCCGUUGCCCCGGAGAUGGCCACCAACCCUUUCCAGGCCAACGGCAGAGCUCAAGCUGCAGCCUCCUUUGGCACUGGCUCUAUGAGCAUGCCUGCCGGCUUUGGGAGUGCCUCUUCCUUCUGCCUCCCGACCAGUUUCAGUGGAAACUUCCAGCAACAAUUCCCUGGCCAGGCCCCGAUCCCUUAUGCCCAGCCUGGGGCCUACCACCCUCACUCUAAUGGCCCUGCCUUCCCAGUCUACAGUCAGAACAAGCCCUCCAUGACACCCUUUGGGCAGCCUAUGGCUGGUCCUGGCAUGUCUAACAACCCGUUCAUGGUGGGGUGUGCGCUGUGCUCGAUGGCCGUGUCAGCGAGAUUUGUAACGUGACGUCGCACCAGUGUGCCAACAUCAAACGCAACACAAUGUGGACAACAAUGGACGACAUGCAGCAGCUGUUUUUUAUCUGCUCACUUUGUGGCUGUUUGUUUCAACAAGACGUUAAGCUUUGUAUGAAAAUAGACUGCAGGCUGACUGUCGUGUGUCUAGCUCAAACUGUAUGCUAGCAUUAUUGUCGUACCCCAAGGGAGGAUACCGAAACAUUGAACAAUUGGGGCUGGUUAUUUUGUAACUAUUCCUAACUGAAACACAAAACAAUACAUAUUGUAUCAAACCGUUCCAUUCAUUGGAAACAUGUUAAGUUUCCACAACUUGACACAACAAGAAUGCUUUCAGUCCUCAUGGCACGGCUAAUGGAUCACUAGUAACUUCUGCAACUUAAUUCCAGGUUGAAACCAGCUGAAAGUGUCUUGUCACUAUAUGUCACUAUAUGUUCAGCUAUGAAGACAUAGCUGAACAAGAUGGUCUACUCUGUUGUGGAUGACUUCUCAACACAUCCUUUGCCUAUAUCAGUGGUGUUAAAUGAAGUGGACGCUGAGAGAGAGAGCACUGAUGAUGACAUUUAAAGGAAUCCUUACCUUACAGCAACAAUGUCUUUUUUCUUCCUUGUUUAAUUUCAGGCUGGUGCCCCAGCGGGAUCGUUUCCUUCAGGGGGUUCAUCCACUAACCCUUUCCUGUAGCACAUCUCUGGAUUCUCGCCACCAGAGGGCAGCAUGCAGCACAUAUUCAACGCACCCGAUCCGUCGUGCAAUUAGUGGCAGUACAUUUCCCUAAAAGAAGACUCAUGUUUUUGUUUUGUUUUUUUCAUCAAAUGUUUACAGCACUAUGAAUUAUGAAAGAAGGGUUACAAUGGACUAUAUUGGAAAUGAAGGGGCCAUUACGGGGGAGGGUAUACUGUCUGGACAAUAUACAUUAUAUGCUUUUUACUUUUUGUUUAUGACUGUAAACUCUGUGCAUAUCAUUUGUAAUCGCAGUUAAGUAGAUGUUAUGUAUAACAAGGACUGAGUUAACAAGGGUGAGUAUACACACACCUUGUAGUUAAAAAAAACAACACUACAAUCUAUAUAAGGGUAUACACUUUUAAGAUUAUUAACGGAGUUCCAUCCAAAUCCGUCAUCUGUGGUUUGAAGCAGCCAUAAUAAUGCAGGUGUUUUAUUUUCUCUUUCUAUUUGUUGUUCCAGCAGAAUGGCUACUAUGUUGGCAGUAAGGUGCAAAAAUGUUCUUUUAUCAACUGGCCUGUCCAGAGUGCUAUUUUUAACAAUCUAACGCUUCCAAUGACCCACAGCGACAAAAGAAAACCCACGUCUCUAUAAUCUUACAAAUUAAACAUCCUAAAGAGGUGGAUUGGACACACCAUUUAUGCUGGGCUUUUACCACAGUCAUUGUGAGCAUAAAUGGAGGAAUUGGACAAGAUUUGUGGGCUUUGAAAGUUAUAUUUCUUAGUUCUGCUACUUGAUUAAUAACAUCUUUAUUAAAGUUGUUCAACAUGUUGCCAGUAACCUCUCUGCUGCUGGUUGCAGAUGUCAGAUGAGUUAAAUAUCAGGUUUUUGUUUGGUUGAUAGUUGCAGGUGUUGACUGCUCCUGUCCAGACAAAAUAUGCACAAUAUUUGAACACAAAUACUUGUGGGAUGUUAGUUAAUUUGUGUUCAAUGCACUCCCUUAAAACUCUGUCUUCUUCUUUGCCUUUUUGAAAAGCCUUUUGAAGAGAAGAACAGGAUGAUGAGAAACAUUGAUCUCCCUUCAUUUUUCCGUUACAGUAAUAAGGCAAAGCAGAAGAACAGAUUCAUUUAUGGAUUAUUACACUACUUGAUCCUCCUUUUGACUCUGGUCUCAAUUCCUCCACCAGUGACUAACAAUAAAUUUGACAAUGUUUCUUGUCUUUGCAAGAAUAGGUAAGUAAAUGUGUACAUAUAUAAAUAUAUGUAUAAAUAAAUUAAAAGAUUUUUAACUACAGUGAUGACUUUGUUGAAGUCUCUUACAAACCUGUUCUUAAUGUUCCAUAUUGAUACAACUGAGCCAUUAAUGCUAUCAAAAGG